AUGACUGACGUUGAGAUGGCCGAUACCGUUGUGGCUGCGUCCACCAAGGGCGAGAGACUCCCCAUCACUGUCUCCAAGCCCAGUCCCUACACAUUCGACCUAGGACACCUCCUAGCCGACGACCCCAACCCCCUCGAACUCCCCACAACCCAAACCCUAAACGCAAGCCUGAAAGCCACAGCCCGCGACGGCACCCAAUGCCUCCUCAACCAGCUCCUGACAGCCUGCCCAAUCACCACAAACGUGAAGGACGGCGUUCUUCUCAGCCUCCCAGCCCCAAACAUCAUGCUUCCCCGGCACAAGCCCCUGCCAACACCCAAGCCCCCCACGAAAUGGGAGUUGUUCGCACGCAAGAAGGGUAUUGGCAAAUACAACCAGAAGCCCGGUGCCGCCGGUAGAGACAAGGAGCGCCGCCAGAAGCUACAGUACGAUGAGGAGAGUGGCGAGUGGGUCCCGCGCUGGGGAUACAAGGGCAAGAACAAGGACAGCGAGAACCAGUGGCUUGUUGAGGUUGACGAGAAGAAAUGGAAGAAGGAGGAGGAUGCCGCUGCCAAGGGUGGUUCUAUCCGUGGCAUGUCGCGCACUGAGCGGAAGGAGAGGAUUAAGCGUAAUGAUCGCAAGAUGCGGUCUAACGAGUCGAGAGCCAAUAAGAAAUAA
This is a messenger RNA of Penicillium nucicola, 657 nucleotides long. Its product is annotated as ribosome biogenesis protein RRS1. Gene Ontology annotation, molecular function: protein binding. Gene Ontology annotation, cellular component: nucleus; preribosome, large subunit precursor; nucleolus. Gene Ontology annotation, biological process: ribosome biogenesis; ribosomal large subunit export from nucleus; ribosomal large subunit biogenesis. NCBI's taxonomy places the organism in Eukaryota, Fungi, Ascomycota, Eurotiomycetes, Eurotiales, Aspergillaceae. The record is from RefSeq and is a predicted model, not a curated record. The transcript is spliced from 2 exons. The coding region runs from base 1 to 657 and encodes 218 amino acids.